AUGGGCCGAGCCCAGAGUUGGGGGUGGCAGCUGGGCCUUGGUACCCACGUCACCCAGCACCUGGCUGGGGGCCGGGGCAGCCUUGGGAAGGCAGCUCCCUUCGGCCUUGGCUCCCUUCGGCUGCCCCGUGACACGAGGAACGGCUGUGCACUGAGCGCGCCCGACACAGCUCCAGGAAUGGGGGACUGGGGACGCGUGUGCACGACCGGCUUCCACCGCGUGGUCGGUGCUGGUGGCUUCCCUGGGGCCUCGGCCGAGACUACGACAGUCAGCGCACACCCCUGUCCGAUCAUGUUCCCUUCCCUCAGGUCCCGUGCCAUGGCGAUGCUGCGGGACUGGUGCAGGUGUAUGAGCGUGAAUGAGCAGCGCUCACUGCUCAUCCUGGGCAUCCCAGAUGACUGCACGGAGGAUGAAUUCCAGGAGGCCGUGCACGCUGCCCUGAGGCCCCUGGGCAGGUACCGAGUGCUCGGCAAGGUCUUCAGAAAGGAGCUCGGGACCAGGGCUGCCUUGGUGGAGUUCGCUGAGUAUUUAAACCGAAGUUUGAUCCCCCGACAGAUACCAGGCAAGGGGGGGCCCUGGACUGUGAUCUUCCUGCCCCAGGCCCCUGAUGCUGAGUUCCGGGGUAGAAACAAUUUCCCUCCAAGGCCUCAGGAGCAAGCAGCGGCAGGAGGGGCAGGUGAGGCAGGAGGACCAGGUGAAGCAGGAACUGUAAGUGAGGUGGGAGCUGCAUGUGAGGCAGAAGCUGCAGGUGAGGAGGGAGCUGUAGGUGAGGCGGAAGCUGCAGGUGUGGAAGGAGCUGCAGGUGUGGAAGGAGCUGCAGGUGUGGAAGGAGCUGCAGGUGUGGAAGGAGCUGUAGGCGAGGCAGGAGCUGCAGGCGAGGCAGGAGCUGCAGGCGAGGAGCUGCAGGUGGGGAAGGAGCUGCAGGUGUGGAAGGAGAUGCAGGUGAGGGAGGAGCUGCAGGCCAGGCAGGAGCUGCAGGUGAGGCAGGAGCUGCAGGUGAAGAAGGAGCUGCAGGUGAGGCAGGUGAGGAAGGAGCCGCAGGUGAGGCGGGACCUGCAGGUGAGGUGGGAGCCUUGGAUGUGGCAGGAGGGAGAUGAGGCAGGAGCCCGGAGCCAGCGAUGGAGGCAAGCUCUGCAGCGUGUGCUGGAAAACAUGGCCUACCAGGAGCAGACAACCUUUUCCGGGACGGAAGAGCCAGGCUGUGGGGAAGAGUCCUCUGAGAGCUGGCUGGACCACGUCAACGACAUGCUGUACCUGUGCCAGCACACAUCUGAAGGGGAGAGGAGGCGGCGGCUGGUGGCGAGCUUGGGCGGCCGCGCCCUGCAGCUCGUGUGUGGCCUCCUGGAAGAACAUCCUGACAUGCCUGCGCAGGACUGCCUGGCGGUGCUCGAGCAGGUGUUCGGGAACAAGGACAGCCCGAUGACUGCACGGCUGAAGUUCCUGACUUGCUCUCAGCAACCCCAGGAGACUCUCUUUGCCUAUAUGAUGCGCCUGGAAGACCUGCUGCAGACGGCCAUGGAGAAGGGGGCCAUCCACCCGGCCAUGGCAGACCACAUGCGAGCCCGGCAGUUGAUGCUGGGGGCCCUCCCGAACGAGGCGCUCCAGGUCAAACUGAGGGGGAUGUGGCUGGAGAAGAGGCUGCCUGGCUUCAUGGAUCUGCUCCGGCUCGUUCGGGAGAUUGAGGCAUGGGAGGCCACCACAGCUAGGAAUGAGCAGUUGCAAAUCCAGGAAGGAGCUGAAGUGAAUAGAGGAGACCCAGCUGGUGACCAGGGUGCCUGUGUCGAUGAAGGUGCUGCCCAGGCCUCCCCAGCCAUUGAAGAUGCUGCCCUUUCUAGUGAAGUUGCCAGAGAAGGUAUGUGUACCACUGCAGAUGUAAGCAAGGGCUCCUUAGCCAAUGAACAUGUCAUGCAACCUGCUCUUUUCACUGCAGAUGCUGCUGAGGUCUUCCCACCCAAUGAAAAUGCUGCCAGCGCUGUUCCAGACACUGAAGAAGCUGCUGAGGCUACUGCUGACAUUGAUGAUACCACGAAGGCUGCUGCUGCCACUCAGGAAGAUAAGAGUGCUCCUGCCCCUGCAGGCCUGGCUCGGGCAGGGCCCACAGAGGGCCCCAGGGGCCCCACUGCAGCCCAGAUGGGCAGUGCUUCUGGGGCCAGCCCAGGGGGUCCUGGCUGGGGGCCAGAGGGCCUUACCCAGGCAGGAGACCAGGAGGCCGAGGAGCCCCCCCUGGAGGGGCUCAAGCCCAUCCUGGAGGAGUCGGGAAACGAGGAAGGGGCUGGGGAGACGAGCCACCCCGAGCCUUCCUCAGGCAAAUAG
Galeopterus variegatus (Sunda flying lemur) is the source of this 2313-nucleotide messenger RNA. RefSeq names its product paraneoplastic Ma antigen family member 6A (gene PNMA6A). Lineage: Eukaryota; Metazoa; Chordata; Mammalia; Dermoptera; Cynocephalidae. The transcript is spliced from 4 exons. Bases 1 to 2313 code for a protein of 770 amino acids. The record is from RefSeq and is a predicted model, not a curated record.